CAUUCCCUCUUAUCUCUGCCUCUGGUAUGAAUCUUAUGAUUCUAACAACGGAUUAGUAUAGUGAAUAAUCAGCUUUGGUAAUCAUGUUGAUGCCAUAGUUACUCUGCUCUCAAAAAAGAAAUGUUUGAUGUUUUUCUGGACGUUCUAUUUUAGUCAUAAAGCACUAGCAGCAUCUCUCUAAAGUGACUUUGACUUUCGUUAGGACUAGGCCCUGUUUAAUAUACACUAUUUGCAAGGAUAAUUCCUUACUUUAAGUUUUAAAGAAAAUAUCUGAUUCCUCACCACCAUUUCUUGGGGUUUCUAUUUCUUUUAUUGGCAACUUUCUCCUCUUGGCCCUCAUGUCUAAUUGUAUAUAUAUAGACAUCAUUACAGAAACAGUUUCUUAUAAGAUUUCCAACAUCCAAUAGUGUCAUUUUUAGUCUGUAGAUAUCAAUGAGGCUUGAUUUAUCUGCCAAGUUUCGGCAAGUUCUUGGUCUUGCCAAAGAUCAUGCAUCUAUUGGCAGAGCUAUUGUACAAAACUACAAUGAAAAAGCCUUUUUUGACAUUGAAGUGGCAGUGGUUCGAGCCACUAGCCAUGAUGAUUGUCCUGUUGAUGAUAAAACCAUGCACGAGAUACUCUUCCUUGUCUCUAACACACCGGGAUCGAUUCCUUUUCUUGCUGAACAGAUCUCUCGCCGUCUAGCCAAGACAAGAGAUUGCUUAGUCGCGGGUAAAACACUGUUACUCUUUCACCGUCUCUUGCGUGGUAGCAGUCGCAGUAUCGAGCAGCAAUUGCAUAUUGCACACACAUCUGGUCAUCUUCAAAUAGGUUGCUCCUGGUUCAUGAUGAGCCUGGAUUCUCGAUCCUUUGUUUUUCUGCAGAACUAUGUAGCUUAUCUCCAAGAAAGAGUUGGAUGGAUCAUCAACCAAGCUGGUAAGCUCGAACCCGUAAUGUCUGGUGGUACAAAGUUUAGCCGUUACAAAGAGAAAUCCAUGGAUCUGGUGUUCCACAUCUUACCAAAGUGUCAAGAGUUUAUUGCACAGGUGUUGAAGUGUUCACCAGUUGAUGCCUGGCCUAUCGAUAAUCUGGUUCAGGCAGCUACGGGCAACAUCUUGAAAGAGAGUUUCCAAGUCUACAUGACGUAUUCCGAUGGGAUGACCGCGCUGGUUAGCAUGCUCUUUGAUCUUUCAAGACCCGCGAGAGAUUUAGCUUGCGGAAUGUUGAGAAAAGCUUCUCAACAGAUUCAAGAUCUUCGCAUCCUGUAUGACAAGUGUAGAGGAUUCGCCGGGAUGAAAAGCUUGGAUUACCCAUCUGUGCAAGCCAUUUCUAUGGAUCAUAUAGUAGCACUAGAGGAAUGCUCAAGCUAUGGAGGCAAAAGAGGUUUCUCUCUUUCCACCAACCUAAGAGAUGCAAUCACCUGCAAUGAACUAAAACAAGAACAGCAUUCUGCCAGUUUUUCAUCUACCAGUCCUUUCUCAUUACCAGUGGAGACCAAAAUUAGCAUGGUUUGGGUUGUUUUUGACAAUGAAGAUGGUGAAGAAUCAGACAAGCAAACAGAGAAAGCAUAUGAACGUUGAUCAUUCAUCUCAACAGGAAGUGUCUGGAACGAUUAUAUAAUACUAAUGUAGUGAUGUUGUCAAUUUACACGGGGUUUACCGGAUUUUAUACGAUAAUUUAGCGCAUAUUUAAGAAUCCUCUCUGGGUUUAUGCAGUGGUUUUGCUGCAUAUUUCCAGUGUCACAAGUGUUACGAGCAUCUGAAUUGUAAAACAAAUGUCAUAAGUACUUCAAACCAUUGGUACACCUUCUGAUUCUAAAAAAUUGCC
Molecule: messenger RNA, 1804 nt
Organism: Arabidopsis thaliana (thale cress)
Lineage: Eukaryota; Viridiplantae; Streptophyta; Magnoliopsida; Brassicales; Brassicaceae
Product: ENTH/ANTH/VHS superfamily protein
Exons: 1
Coding region: 433-1557 (374 amino acids)
Biological process (GO): clathrin-dependent endocytosis; clathrin coat assembly
Cellular component (GO): Golgi apparatus; clathrin-coated vesicle; clathrin-coated pit
Molecular function (GO): phospholipid binding; 1-phosphatidylinositol binding; clathrin binding
Source: RefSeq, marked reviewed